ACGUUUUCUCCUGAUACCUUCCAGAGUGAUGUCGCUAGUUCAGACCAUCAUCAUGAAGAAAACUCGAGAAUGACAACCGCCACUUUCCUCAAUCGAUUUCUGAGGAAGUAUGUGUUCACUGUGGAAUCCCUGCUGUUUAUCGGCCUUCUGAUAUUUCUGUAUCAUUCGAGUUCUAUUUGGCAAUACAUACUGUCGAAAGGCAAACAAACUGACCCCGACAUUGGAAUAAAUGAGAAUCCCGUACACCAUGAACAUAUUUUCCCACCAGAGCAGUUAGGUCGUGUGGCAUGGGAGUUACAAAAAGAUCUUGCUGCUGCUUAUGCACUUCAGGGAAGGCGGCCCCAUAUGGAGGACAGAUUUAACAUUGUCAGUGACCUUGAACAAACUGGGAUAUCUCUUUUUGGCAUUUUUGAUGGACAUGGUGGAGAGUUUGCUGCUGAGUUUACGGAGAAAACGCUGUUCAAGUAUUUAUUGAUUAGAAUCAUCAGUGCUGAGCUAGACGAGCAAACAGAAAACUUUACUCAGAUGAUAAUGGAGGAAGUUAAUCGGGUGGACACCCAACUGAUAAAGGCAGCAAAAGCCAACUCGGAUAUAUCAGGAACAACAGCCCUAUUUGCUCUUUUGAAAGGAGAUAUUUUGACUGUGGCCAAUGUAGGAGACUCACGUGGCGUAAUUUGUGAUAAAAACAGCAAAGCAAUACCUCUGUCUUAUGACCACAAACCUUACAAUAUAAAGGAGCGUCAAAGAAUCAAAGAAGUUGGAGGUUUUAUCAGUUUCAAUGGCGUCUGGCGUGUUGCAGGAGUGCUAGCCACAUCUCGAGCAUUAGGAGAUUUUCCAUUGAAGGAUACCAAAAUGGUGAUUGCCGAUCCAGAUAUACUGACGUUCAACCUUAAGUUCCUUCAGCCAUAUUUCAUGAUACUGGCAUCUGAUGGACUUUGGGAUGUAUUCUCAAAUCAAGAGGCUGUAGACUUUAUAAAAGAUCGCCUUCAUGAACCUCUUUUUGGUGCAAAAAGCCUAGUUUUACAGGCAUACUACAGGGGAUCCUCAGACAAUAUAUCAGUUAUGGUGGUUAACUUUAGUAGAGGUGGAAUUUCCAAAUUCACCAGCAAACAUUCCUAAUAAAAUAAUUUUUUCUGCCUUUUUGAUCACCUAAGCUUAAAGCUCAAGUGAGCUUUUCUGAUUAAAAUUUGUCCGUUGUCUGUUGUCGUAUGCGCGUGCAUUGUCGUUGUUGUAAACUAUUUAAAUUAUCAUCAAAUUAUCAUCUUCUCAAGAACCAGGCUGAUUUCAACCAAACUUGGCACAAAGCAUCACUUGGUAAAGGGAAUUUGGGUUUGUUCAAAUGAAGGACCACGCCCUCUUUACAGGGGAGAAAAUUAAGAAUGAUUUAUUUUGAGUAUUUUUAAAACAUUUUCUAAAAAAUUAUUAGGCCAGAAAAGCUUAAACUUGUGUGGAGGCAUCGUUAGGUAGUGUAGAUUCAAGUUUGUUCAAAUCAUGGUCCUGGGGGUAGGGUGGGCCACUAUAGGGGGUCGAAUUUUUACAUGGGAAUAUAAAGAGGUAUCUUUAAAAAUCUUCUUCAAAACCAUUUGGUCGUAAAACUUAAACUUGUUUGGAAGCAUCCUCAGAUAGUGUACAUUCAGUGUUUGUUUAAACCAUGAUCCCCGGGAUAGGAUGGGGCCACAUUUGGGGGGGGGGGGGGGGGGGUGAAAAUUUUAAAUGGGAAGAUAUAGAGAAUCUUUAAAAUCAUCUGAAAAAGUGUUCACUCCAAAAAGCAGUAACUUGUGUAAAAGCACAGGUUGCAGUGCAGAUUAAAGUUUGAUCAAAUCAUGAUUCCUUAGAGAAAAGUGUUUUUUUUUUGUUUUUUUUUUGGGGGGGGGGGGGAAGGGGGGUAUAUAGGAAUAUUAAUAGAGAAAAAUAUUCUUACAAAUACUUAAGCAACAAAAAGGGGUUGGUAUUUAUCAUAAAAAUAUGUGGAUGAAAAUUGACAAAUUUUUAAAAAUAUUUUAAGGAAGAUCUACUGUACUUAGUUGUCAAAAUAUUUUGAUUUUGAGACUGCAAUGCUGAUUGGAUCAGAGUUUAGGCUAUUGUUGUUCUGGUGAGUGAUGUGGCCUCUGGGCCUCUUGUUCUUUAAGUUUACCUCAAACAUUGGCUCAACUGCAUGAGCGUUUCUGAUAUUAAAAAAAAUUGCAGUGUCUGUUUUGAACAUUUAUAUUUUCUCUAGAAAUUCUAGUGUAACGAAGAAAAGUGACCCCAAUUAUAUGAUUAAACGAUGACCCAAGGUCAACUUAUUUUACAAGUAGGGUCCUUUUUCUCGACCAUAGAAUACCAUUCCUUAUUAAAUUGUUCAAUGAAAACGUUUUAUGGUGAAGAAUGUUUCCAUUGAAAGAUGAAGGA
Molecule: messenger RNA, 2391 nt
Organism: Magallana angulata
Lineage: Eukaryota; Metazoa; Mollusca; Bivalvia; Ostreida; Ostreidae
Product: protein phosphatase 1L-like
Exons: 5
Coding region: 70-1119 (349 amino acids)
Biological process (GO): negative regulation of canonical NF-kappaB signal transduction; protein dephosphorylation; positive regulation of canonical Wnt signaling pathway
Cellular component (GO): cytosol; nucleus
Molecular function (GO): cation binding; protein serine/threonine phosphatase activity
Source: RefSeq, a predicted model, not a curated record